AUGUCAAAGAGAACCUUUAAUUUUCGUUCAUCAACAUCAUCAUCUGGUAAAUCUAAACAGUUUGAUGUUAACAGUGUUUUGGAUAGAACUCCUCUGUCAAACAUUUCGAAUGUUAUUGAUACCGGUGAAAGGCGAAGAAUCAGAAAAAGAAUACUUGAGAGUAAGCGGUCGAAGAAUAAAACUUCUUCUUCAAAUGUUGGUGUGACGUUACGUGAUAAAGAAAACUCAUCUCACGUAUCUAAUGUUACAAAUCAGAUAGAUAUGACAAUCUCUUUUCAGAGAAGUGUAGAUGCUACGCUAUCUUCAUAUACUAAUAAUAUAGGUAAUUUUGACAGAAUUCCUCUUUCAACCAUUUCUACAGUUAUUGAUACUGCAGAAAGACGAAGUAUCCGAAAAGCAAUAAUUGACAAAAAGAAGGGAAAGAAAAAAACUUCUACUACAAACGUUGAUGUCGGCAUACGUGGGAAAGAAAACAUAUCUCAAGUCUCUAAUGUUACACAUAAUAUAAAUACGACAAUCCCGUUACAUGGAAGUUUGAAUGGUAUGCCUGCUUUACUUGAUACAAACUUUUCCAGUAAUGAUAAUUUGCAAAACAACGAUCUUUCCGUAUGUACCCCUGGCGUAUAUUCGAUUAACUCAAAUAUCUUGACAUAUACCAAUUCGACUUCAGCAUCUAACCGAACAUCACUUAGUAAGUUGUCAGCCGGAAAGCGCAAACUGAAGCACAAGUCACGUGAUUUAUCCCCAGUAGUUAUGCAAAGUUUGGAAUCGGGUGAUCCUAGCAAUGCUGAAAUUUUUGUUCCAGAUCCUUAUAAAGGAAUUUCAAGUGAGUACAUAGAUCAUGGUGAUCAAGUUGUUAUAUGUGAUAUUUGUCAUGCCAAGUUAUGGACUUCCGAAGCUGGAAAAGGUCGAUUGACAUUGGGCAAGUUAUGUUAUGGUUUAUGUUGUGGAUAUGGGAAAGUUGAGCUACCAAAUUUAAAGGAGGCAAAUUCGUCGUAUCAAAAUUUGUUCCACAUGUCAGAUCAAAGAAGCAAGUUCUUCUUAAAGAAUAUCCGACGAUAUAAUUGUAUGUUCUCUUUUACAUCUAUGGGUGGAAAGGUUGAUUCGAAAAUAAACAAGGGAAAUGCUCCAUUCAUAUACCGAAUUAGUGGUCAAAAUUUUCAUAGCUUAGGUAGUCUAAAACCAGCUAAUGGCAAGCAAGCUAAGUUUUCUCAACUAUACAUAUACGAUACUGAGAACGAGGUAUAUAACAGACAAAGUGUAUUGGGGCAACAGGUAACUUCACAUGAACAGGAGUUGGACGUCGAAAUAAUUGAAUACCUUAAAGAUUUUUUAGAUUCCCAUAAUGAGUUGGUUAAAUCUUACAGAAUGGUACGAAACCAUUUUCAACAAAAUCCGGGAGCAAUCCUUAAGCUCCGACUUAUUUACAACAGAGACAAAGAUGGAAGAACUUAUAAUCUGCCAUCCUCGACUGAAGUAGCUGCUUUGAUUGUCGAUGAUUUAGAUGCUUCUGUUGAUCGUCGUGACAUUGUUGUUGAAACUCAAUCUGGUAUGCUUAAACGUAUUAGUGAGUUACAUCCAUCCUACCUUGCUCUUCAAUAUCCUAUUUUUUUCCCGUUUGGUGAUGAUGGAUAUAGAAUCGAUAUUCCUCAUAGGGAUGGUGUAACAACCAAGAAAAAAAUACGACCAAAAUGCACAAUGCGGGAAUUCUUUGCAUAUCGAAUACAGGAUCGCAUUAGUGGUUAUUCUUUGGUUUUAAACGGAAGAAGACUGUUCCAACAGUUUUUGGUUGACGCUUACACUAUGGUUGAAAGCGAAAGGUUAAAUUUCAUACGUGGUAAGCAGAAGAAUCUACGAUCCGAGACAUUUGAAAAUUUACAAAAGUAUAAGCACACAGGUCAAGAAAAUUUAUCGAACACCGGUCAAAAGGUAAUUCUGCCUUCUUCCUUUACUGGAGGGGCUCGGUUCAUGCAACAAAACUACCUUGAUGCUAUGGCUUUAUGUAAAUGGUUUGGAUACCCAGAUUUUUUCAUAACCAUUACAUGCAAUCCUAAAUGGCCUGAAAUUUCAAGAUUUCUUAAAGAUACUUCAAUUAAACCAGAAGACAGACCAGAUAUACUAUGUCGAUUGUUCAAGAUGAAGUUGGAUUCAAUGAUUAAAGAUCUAAAGGAUAACAUAUUUUUUGGUGAAAUAAACGCAGUUGUUUAUACCGUUGAAUUUCAAAAACGUGGCCUACCUCAUGCACACAUUUGUUUAUUUAUGAAAGUCGAUCCUAAACUUCCCACCGUAGAUCACAUAGAUCCUUUUAUUUCAGCUGAAAUUCCAGACAAAUCCGAAGAUCCGCAGUUAUACUCACUUGUGUCUGAGUAUAUGAUUCACGGUCCUUGUGGGAAUGCUAACUUGAGCUGUCCUUGCAUGGUUGACAAAAGAUGUUCUAAACGAUUUCCUAAAAAGUUUUCUGCUCAAACUAUUAUUGACUCAAGUGGUUUUCCGGUUUAUCAAAGAAGAGAUUGUGGUCGUACUGUUAUAAAGAAAGGUGUUCAACUUGACAACCGAAGUGUUGUACCGUAUAACAAAAGUCUAUUAAGACGAUACCAAGCUCAUAUUAAUGUUGAAUGGUGUAACCAAGCUGGCUCCAUAAAGUACCUUUUCAAGUACAUUAACAAAGGUCCUGACCGGGCUACCGCCGUUGUGUUUUGCGAAGCAGAAGGGUCUAGCAUUCAGAAACCAAAAGACGAAAUAAAAGAGUACUAUGAUUGUAGAUACAUAUCUGCUUGUGAAGCUUCUUGGAGAAUUUUCUCAAAUGAAGUGCAUUAUAGAUAUCCUGCUGUAAUGAGGCUUCCUUUUCAUUUACCUGGUCAGCAUAAUGUUGUAUAUGGUGCAGAUGAUGAUAUUGAAGAUGUCUUGAGCAAACCAUCCGUUGCUUCUUCGAUGUUUUUGAAAUGGUUUGAAUUAAAUCAACGUGAUGACGAAGCAUGUAAAUUGACUUAUGUCGAGUUCCCACAAAAGUAUGUUUGGAAUGUAAAAGAUAGACGCUGGCAAAUACGAAAAAGGUAUCAAACUGUUGGUAGAAUUCAUUCCGUUUCAAUUGCUUCUGGUGAACCUUAUUAUUUAAGGAUUCUCCUAAACAAAGUCAGGGGUCCCAAAUCAUUUGAAGAUAUUCGAACAGUUAAUGGAGAGUUAUUCCCCACUUUUAAAGACGCAUGCUAUGCAAUGGGUCUUCUAGAUGAUGACAACGAAUAUGUUGAAGCAAUUAAAGAAGCAAGUUUUGAUGGUCAUUGUCGGUAUUUAAGAGCAUUAUUUGCCACAAUGCUGUUAACAAAUACUCUAACAAGACCUGAAUUUGUUUGGGAUAAAACGUGGCAUUUAUUAGGAGACGAUAUUUUGUACAGACGUCGGAAAGAGACACGUAUCCCUGAUUUAACGCUUCCUGAAGAUCAACUGAAGAAUCAGAUUUUGUUUGAAAUUGAGAAUUAUUUAAUUUCCAAUGGUUCAUCUUUAAGUAAGUUUACUACAAUGCCUUAUCCUGAUCAUCACUCUUUACGUCAAAUUACCAACCGUCUAAUCAACGAUGAAUUAUCCCAAGACAUAAAUGAGUUGCAAACUGAGUUUUGUCGAAUGAAAGAAUGUCUAACUGAAGAGCAGUCGAAGGUUUUUAAUGAAAUUAUGCAUGCAAUCGAUAGUCAAAAUGGAGGGUUGUUUUUUGUAUAUGGUUAUGGUGGAACUGGGAAGACUUUUUUGUGGAAGACAUUGGCUUCUGCAAUUAGAUCUAAAGGACAGAUUGUGUUGAAUGUUGCUUCGAGUGGUAUUUCUUCGUUAUUACUAUCUAAAGGAAGGACGGCACAUUCUAGGUUUAAAAUCCCCAUUAACUUGACAGAAGACUCCAUGUGCCACAUUAAGCCAAACGAUGAUGUUGCUGACCUACUAAAAGAGGCAAAGUUGAUUAUAUGGGACGAAGCCCCUAUGGUCCACAAGCAUGCUUUUGAGGCACUAGAUAGAACAACGAAAGACGUUUUAUCGUCUUCUAUGGGUCACCAGUCUGAACUACCAUUUGGGGGUAAAGUUAUUGUUUUUGGUGGGGACUUUAGACAAAUCCUCCCGGUCAUUCCUAAUGGUACUAGACAACAAAUUGUCAAUGCAUCUUUGAGUUCUUCAUAUAUAUGGUCAGAAUGCAAGGUUUUAAAAUUAACAAAAAACAUGAGGUUGAUAGUUGGAGCUCAAACAUCUAACGUUGAGUCUAUUGAGAAAUUUGCAAGAUGGCUACUUGAUAUUGGUGAAGGAAACCUUGGUUCAGAAAAUGAUGGUGAAGCACUUAUAGAGAUACCGGAUGACUUAGCAAUCACCAAUUUGGACGAUCCAAUACAAAAAAAAGAGUAUUUGAGCUCUGACAGUAUAUGUCAAACUGAGCAAGUACUUGAUUCUUUCCAACAAGAUUUGUAUUCGGCUGAUAAUUUGAAUGCUCUUAAAAUAGCCGGUUUACCUAAUCAUAAGUUGGUUCUUAAAGUUGGUGUUCCUGUAAUGCUUCUUCGAAACAUUGAUCAACAAAGUGGUCCAUGUAAUGGAACUAGACUUCAAAUAACCUUUCUCGGUAAACGAGUUAUUGAAGCUGAAGUAAUAUCAGGUGGGAAUAUUGGUACUAGAGUUUAUAUUCCAAGGAUUUCAAUGAUUCCUUCUGACAAGAAGAUACCGUUUCAGUUUCAAAGAAGGCAAUUUCCGUUGUCAGUAUGUUUUGCUAUGACAAUUAACAAAAGUCAAGGGCAGUCUUUAUCAAGAGUUGGGCUAUAUUUAAAGGAUCCAGUUUUUAGUCAUGACCAGUUGUACGUUGCUUUAUCGAGAGUGAAGACGAGAGAAGGUGUCAAAAUUUUAGCGUACGAUGCUGAUGGUAAACCUUCGAAGCAGACAUCAAAUGUGGUUUACAAGGAGAUAUUUGGUAACUUGUGA
This is a messenger RNA of Helianthus annuus (common sunflower), 4941 nucleotides long. RefSeq lists its product as uncharacterized. Gene Ontology annotation, molecular function: DNA helicase activity. The transcript has 12 exons. Lineage: Eukaryota; Viridiplantae; Streptophyta; Magnoliopsida; Asterales; Asteraceae. The coding region runs from base 1 to 4941 and encodes 1646 amino acids. The record is from RefSeq and is a predicted model, not a curated record. Gene Ontology annotation, biological process: telomere maintenance; DNA repair.